AUGGCUCCUGUUAUUCAGCCUGGAUUGGAGAGAGUGAGAGAACUGCUGGCUGAGCUAUACAACCCACAUUUGGGUAUGCCAGUAGUGCAUGUUGCUGGAACUAAUGGAAAAGGCUCUGUUUGUUCAUACAUCUCCAGUGUCUUGGCUGCUACUGGCUUGAAGACUGCUAGUUUCUCAUCUCCCCAUCUGCUACAUCCAAGGGACAGUAUUAGAAUCAAUGGUCAGGCAAUCACCUUGCAGCAAUAUCAAUCAGCUCAUAGACAAGUCCAGAUGGCUAUGAAGGCUAUCGCUGUUACAAGAAACAACUCUCCUGAGCAACAUCAACUCCCAACAGCAUCUCCUUUUGAGCAACUUGUUGCACUCAUGUUUUUGGUUAUACGGCAGCUGCAGGUUGAUAUUGUUGUGCUGGAAGUCGGGCUAGGAGGACUUUUGGAUGCAACCAAUAUCAUUCCAUCUCCACUGGUUGCUGUCAUUACUGCUAUAGGAAUCGAUCAUACUGCAUUCUUGGGCACUACUGUGCUGGAAAUUGCUGCUCAUAAAGCUGGUAUUUUCAAGCCUGAAAACUGUGUUGCUGUUAUUGCUCGUCAACCCCAAUCCAAUGUGCAACUUCUACUGGAACAGUAUGCAUCAGCUGCACAGUGUCAGAUUCAUCCUCUACCAUCAGUAUGUGUGGUUUCUUCUGAUGGCAACAAUAUCUAUCCAUCAGUAUCCGCUACGUUUUGUAAUACGCAACUCCAACUCGUUCAAAGACUGCCAGGCUCAUUUCAAUUGGAUAAUAUAGCUGCUGCUCUCGCUGCAUUAGAAUCCCUUGUUCUAGUGCACAACUAUACUAUUUCUGCAUCUGAUGUGAUCAAUGGGUUUGAUUCUGUAACAUGUCCUGGUAGACUAGAGUGGAUUCAGCAUCCAGAUCUACCCAUUUCAAAUCUGCCCAUUUCAGAUCCACCUACGAAUCGUCGUGUUUUGCUUGAUGGUGCACACAACCCAUUGGCUGCUGCAGUUCUUGCAGACUACGUCAACCACCAACGAAACGCAAUGCCAUCACUUGCUCAUGUUCAUUGGAUUGUUGGAUUUACUAGUGGAAAAGAUAUCCAUAAUUCACUUUCAUGCCUUGUUCAACCCCAAGAUCGUGUUUCUGUCGUUCCAUUUGCACAACCACUUGAUAUGCCUUGGAUUCAUUCAGAGGAUACUCGUAUUAUUGCAAAUGUAGCCGAUACACUGAUUCAAGGCGAUACGCCAUCACAAUGCUUUGACAGUUUUGCAGAUGCGUGGAACGUUAUCACAUCUAGUAACACCGAUUGUAUUGUUGUUAUUUGUGGUUCACUCUACUUGGUAUCUGAAGUGUACCGCACUCUACACAUGACGUUUUAG
This is a messenger RNA of Batrachochytrium dendrobatidis JAM81, 1368 nucleotides long. RefSeq lists its product as uncharacterized. The record is from RefSeq and is a predicted model, not a curated record. Gene Ontology annotation, molecular function: tetrahydrofolylpolyglutamate synthase activity; dihydrofolate synthase activity; ATP binding. Bases 1 to 1368 code for a protein of 455 amino acids. Gene Ontology annotation, cellular component: cytosol; mitochondrion; cytoplasm. Lineage: Eukaryota; Fungi; Chytridiomycota; Chytridiomycetes; Rhizophydiales. Gene Ontology annotation, biological process: folic acid-containing compound biosynthetic process. The transcript has a single exon.